AUGCACAGGUCGGACCCAAUCCCGCAUGACAACCCCUUCACUUUGACCCAACAUCUCCCAGGAUUCCAGACCGGGCAACUGAGUCUCAGCAAGCGAACUGCUGAGGAUUCUCUGGGUAGCAGUGUCGUUCUUAAAAGAAUGAAGACAGAUGGAAGAGGCAGCAGUAAUCGCAAGGGAAGCCUCAUGACGAAAGUGGUAGAGGCACCUGAAGGGACUGAGAAGGUUGUACCCCCCCUUGCCAGCAUCGUCUUCCCAUCUGGUGCACCCCUUUGGGUGGUUCUGGUCUUGGAAUUGUUCACAUCGCAUGAUUUUGGGCCCAACUGGACCCAAGUUGUCUACUCAUGGGUGGCAUUUCAGUCUGCGAAUGGUUUUGACAGCAGCAACAAAUUACCCACUGACUACUGCCCCGAGUGCAUAGGUCAAUGGAUUUCACAUGCAUGA
Molecule: messenger RNA, 441 nt
Organism: Desarmillaria tabescens
Lineage: Eukaryota; Fungi; Basidiomycota; Agaricomycetes; Agaricales; Physalacriaceae
Exons: 1
Coding region: 1-441 (146 amino acids)
Source: RefSeq, a predicted model, not a curated record